This is a messenger RNA of Manduca sexta (tobacco hornworm), 1532 nucleotides long. RefSeq names its product proton-coupled amino acid transporter-like protein pathetic. NCBI's taxonomy places the organism in Eukaryota, Metazoa, Arthropoda, Insecta, Lepidoptera, Sphingidae. Gene Ontology annotation, cellular component: vacuolar membrane. The transcript has 10 exons. The record is from RefSeq and is a predicted model, not a curated record. Gene Ontology annotation, biological process: amino acid transmembrane transport. The coding region runs from base 65 to 1492 and encodes 475 amino acids. Gene Ontology annotation, molecular function: amino acid transmembrane transporter activity.
UAUUACAGUAAGGAACCAAAUUAUAAUUCUCUUUGAAGAAACCCAUAAAUUACAAAGAAAAGACAUGACCGACGACGUUAGUUUUGAAUCUUUACGUCGCACUGGAAUAAGUUUCCAACCAGACUCACACAUCCCCGAGGUUAUUGCCAAUAAGUAUCAGGUAAAAGCGACUGGAGAGGAAGCCAGGAAAUAUGACUUCGUCACAGCCCGACCACCAGCGAGGACUACCAAUGUUUUAGAAUCAAUAGGUUACCUAACCAAGAGCUGUCUCGGCGCUGGCGUGGUGGCCAUCCAUGAGUCAUACAAAGACUGCGGUCUGUGGACUGGGUUGAUUCUAAACAUCGUUCUCGGAUUAGCCAUUAGCUACGGCAUGUAUACCUUGGCAAAAUCAGCGCAAAAAAUAUACGGAAGACUUCAGAUACCGGCCCUUUCUUAUCCAGAUUUGGCACAAGCUACCUUAGAGAUUGGACCGUGGAAAUCUCUAAAACGGUUCAGUAAAUGUUUUAGGUAUACCGUAGACUUCAUCUUAAUCAUUGAAAUAGCUGGGUGCUGUUGCAUCUACCAGAUCGUAGUAGCGCGCGCCAUCAAGCAGCUGGUGGAAGGUUUAGAUACCGUCACCGACUCCAGGGUCGGGACCAGUCCAUCUAUCAGGGUGUACAUCAUUUCCCUGAUGAUUCCUUGCAUAUUAUUGUGCAUGAUCACAAAUUUGAAGUAUCUAGCACCGUUCUCGACUGUUGCUGAUUUUUUUAUUGUGAUCAUGGCCAUAGCAACAGUCUACUUCGCUGUUAAAUCAGCCAACAUCAGUCCCUUAGAGAUGUCGUUUUUCAAGAGCGUCCCGGGAGUGUUUGAGUUCAUUGGGGUCUGCGGAUUCAGCAUGGACGGCGUCGGCGUCAUAUUAACUAUAGAGAACAGCAUGACUGAACCCAAGAAGCUCCCCACAGUUCUUAUAGGAGGAAUGACGUUGGUAAUGUUACUGGUGACUACAGUGGGAUUCUUUGGGUACUGGGGCUUUGGUGAAAAUACCACCACGCCUGUCACAAUUAACUUCCCUUGGGAACCGUUUCCUAUAAUAAUGAAGGUGUUCCUAGCCCUAAUGAUCUACAUUACUUUCGGGUUGAACUUUUGGGUGGCUUGUGACGUCAUGUGGUUCUAUUUGAAGAGUCGGCACGAGCCCAAGAAGCAUUGGCUUUGGGAACGAGUGUACAGAGCUGUACUUGUGGUAUUCAUCACGAUCGUUGCAGCUGCAUUUCCCAACGUCACUAAGUUUAUUGGUUUGAUCGGCUCCUUCUGCCUAUCCAACCUUGGUUUCAUAUACCCAGCGUUCAUUGAGCUCUCGUUGGACUGGGAAGACCCCGGCCCAGGGGUCUUCUAUUGGCGGUUGUGGAAGUUUGUCGUCAUAUUUCUGUGGGGUCUUGUCUUGUGUAUCGCUGGAUCGUACGUCAACGCCAGAGAGUUGAUAAUAAGAGUAUUUCAUAAAAAAAACGAAUCUUAAUAGACUGCAUUUUGAAUAUUAUACUUUAUUUUAUGAUUAC